AAUCAUUCAGACAUGCAGCUCACAUAUGUUCACGGAUUGGCAAUUUUAAGCCUUUUCUGUUUGACAAUUGCUAAACGAAAAUGCAAAAGACCAAGAGAAGGUGACCAAAGUUCCGGACACAGAGCCAUUCAAGCUGACAUUGGGAAACUAAAGGAUGCAGUGGAACUCUUGAUCAAAAGUCAUGUUGCCAUGACAACAGAUCUGAAGCAUGAUUCAACAAGUAUACACGAUGAGGUAUCAAAUCUUAGGAAUGAUGUGUCUAAUAUGAAAGCUAGUUUGACUGAUUUACGAGACGGUGAUUCCGCUACUAAUUUCGCAAGUAUAAGAUAUGUAAUGACAAGAGAUGAUGUCGCAAACCUAAUGAAUAUUUUGUCCGAUCUGCGAGAUAAUGACUCUGUGACUGUGACUGAACUGAAACAUAAGUUGAGAGAACACUUAACUGGCAUUGCUGUAAAAGAAGAUAAUAACACGAAGACCGUUGUAACAGAUAACUCAGAAGUUUGUAACAAGUCAUCUGCAAUGUUUCAAGCAAUUCAAGAUCAGCUGACAGAUUGCAAAUAUAAUCGUCCAGAAUCUGAUAACCAUGUCAGCAGUGUUUAUGAAGAUCCAAUUAUGGACGAUCCUCUUCCUGGUUCGGAAGAUUGGACUCACUACUCUGAUGGUGUUCAUAACAUAACGACCAGGACUGGCACACGAUUUCGUGCAAGAUGCGAAGCUGGUUGGCUCAUCAUUGUAUACAGAUUUAACGGAAGUGUAGACUUCAAUCUCGAUUGGGGCUCUUACAAACAUGGCUUUGGCAAUAUCUUUGGAGAACACUUUCUAGGGAUGGAGAAUAUUGUGUCUGUGUUGCAACAAAAGAGAUACAAGGCGAGGUUUGAGCUCACGUCAUGGGAAAAUGAGACAAAAUACGCCGAAUACAAGGACUUCGAUCUAAAUGAUGAGAAAAGCAAUUACAGGUUAGAUAUUGAUGGCUAUAGUGGCACAGCUGGUGAUUCAAUGCAUACUCCAAGUCAAAAGCAAUUCAUCACGAAAGAUUCUCAUGACCGAACCGGUUCUAGAUGUGCUGCGAGUUAUGGACCUUUUUGGUACGGAUGUAGUUGUAAUGCACGUGCUUCUCUAUUCGGUAAACAUGCACCAGGUCCCAAAUGUACAUUUGCAUAUGGAUGUAUAAGUUGGACACAUUGGCCUGACAAACUCUCUGGAGUUACAAGCAAUGGCUUUUAUUCUUUUAAAGAAGUAAAGCUCAAAAUUCGGCCUGGAUAA
Owenia fusiformis is the source of this 1263-nucleotide messenger RNA. Lineage: Eukaryota; Metazoa; Annelida; Polychaeta; Sabellida; Oweniidae. The record is from the annotation of a GenBank genome assembly.